AACCACCAAUUUCAGAUUUUGAACAAUUCAGAGUUGUAAAUUUCUUUUGACUUUCGUGAUAUUUUCGUCGACCUUAUAAUACUCCCUUUGUUUCAUCUUAUUUCAUAACAUUUAGUUCUUUACUAGUUUCGUGGUUUAAACUGAAAAUUCAAUUUCACGGUACGAGAAAGGGGAUGUGGAGACCUUCGUGUUCGAGUCCUUUGUGAAAAAAUUGAAGUCCGUGAUAGCCAAUUCUCUUGCGGUAGACGGCAUUACCAUAUCAGAUUCAAACAUGGUGUUGCGACUUCUGGCUCUCUGUGAAAAGAGUGGAUAUUUGUCCUUCAAGCAAACAAUAUCAUCAAAGUGUCCUCUCCCCACUUUUGACGAGGUUUGUUACAUGUUGUACAGGUACAAAAAGGAUCCGUGCGUGAGGCCAAUUAGAACUGAUCCUAGAGGUAUUGUUGAUGCAGCACCAUCGUCUGAUUAUCGUAUUGGUGCUGCGAUAGAAGGAAUUAAUAGGUUUAGUGAUGUGAUAGACGCAACAGGUAAAAUGGGUGAUUUGAUAGAUGGAGGAGGUAAAUUAAGUGUUUCCGUUGCCGCGGCAGUGGGCUCUGUGGCUUCUACGGUAGGUGCAGUUGGUCAUUUGGGGAUUGCAAUUAAGGCAGUGGGACUUGUGACUUUGGCUGGAUGUAAAAUUUGGCAGGGGCUCUCACGCAAGUAAUGUAGUAAUUACAUUACUGAAAAGCUUAAAUGCAAGGGAACUC
Messenger RNA from Solanum stenotomum, 743 nucleotides. RefSeq lists its product as uncharacterized. The record is from RefSeq and is a predicted model, not a curated record. The transcript is spliced from 2 exons. NCBI's taxonomy places the organism in Eukaryota, Viridiplantae, Streptophyta, Magnoliopsida, Solanales, Solanaceae. The coding region runs from base 272 to 700 and encodes 142 amino acids.